AUGGCAGGUCACACCUCAGCUAACGGUACGGGCAAGGCGGCAUCGUCAUCGCGCAGCCCGCUUCAGGCCGAAGCGGCGUCGAGUGAAGCCGCGCGUCUGUUGCCACAGGUGCUGCAGCUUGUGCAGGACUUCAUCGCAUCGGGUGAGAAACCUGAAACAUACGUUGCGCCAUGGGGCAGCAUCCCGGACUUUCGCAAGGCCGUCACCCUCGACCUUCCCGACAGCGUCAGCACCGAUGCAGCUGGCAUGCCCGACGAGACGGCACUCAUGGACGCGAUCAAGCUCGUGUUUGACCACUCGGUCAACCCGUGGACAGGGCGGUUCUUGGACAAGCUGUAUGCGGCCACGACGCCCGUGGGCAUUGCAGCGGAUCUGGUGCUGAGCGCGGUCAAUGCCAACGCGCACGUCAUGUCGGCGUCGCCCGUGCUCAGUCUCGCCGAAGAGCGCUGCGUCGAGGGCCUGUGCGAGGUGUUUGGAUUCACCGAAAAGAAGCCUGAUGGGCUUACGAUGCCCGGCGGCUCGGCGGCCAACACGCUCGCUGUGCAGACGGCGCUCGCCAACGUCUUUCCGCCGUUCCGAACGCAGGGCGUGCUGGGUGUGGUGCAGUACCUGGCCGACAAGGGCAAAGCGCCGAGGCCUCUGCUGUUUACAUCGUCGCAAUGCCACUACUCGCUGGACAAGGCGGCCAUCUCUGCUGGGCUCGGACUCGAUUCGGUCGUCAAGGUGGCUUGCGACAAAACAGGACGUAUGUGUCCCAAGGCACUCGAGGAAGCGCUGGAACAAGCUGUGCAGCAGCGCACGGGAACGCCGUUCCUGAUCAACGCCACCUCGGGCACCACGGUGCUGGGCUCGUUCGACCCGCUGCCCGAGCUCGCUGCGGUGGCGCGCAAGCACGGCUGCUGGCUGCACAUCGAUGCAUCGUGGGGUGGGCCGAUCGUGUUUAGCCACCGCGCCGAGUACGCCGGCCUGAUGAAGGGCAGCCAGCUGGCGGACUCGAUCACGAUCAACCCACACAAGCUGCUCAACGUGCCGCUCCAGUGCUCGUUUCUGCUGGUGCGCGAUGCCGACACGCUCUCGGCCAACAGCCUCGAUGCCGGCUACCUCUUCCACUCCAAGGACCGCCGCGAGAACGCCGCGAUGAAGACCAUGGGCUGCGGCCGACGCGGCGAUGCCCUCAAGUUCUGGCUCUACUGGGUGCGCUACGGCAAGCAAGGCUUCGGCCACCACGUCGACGCCGGCCUCCAACUCGCCACCCAGCUCGUCGAGUAUAUCCGCUCCAAGCCCGAGCUCGAGCUCGGCCCGCUCGCCCAUCCGCUCUUCCUCCAGAUCUGCUUCCGCCCCAAGCAGCCGAGCAGCGCGGACGAUGGCGCGCACACGCUGGACCCAGAGCAGGUGCGCGUCCGAUCCAAGGGCACUCAGUUUGUCUACCAGGAGCUCAAGAGCCGCCGCAUGUUUGCUGUCGACUUUGCGCCGCUUCCCAACGACAUUGGCGACUAUAUCCGCCUGGUCGUGCACCCGCGCACGCGCAUGGACGACCUCCGGACGCUCGUGGACCAGGUCGCUGAAAUCGGCCACGCGUACUGGAAGCAGGCAUAG
Molecule: messenger RNA, 1596 nt
Organism: Moesziomyces antarcticus
Lineage: Eukaryota; Fungi; Basidiomycota; Ustilaginomycetes; Ustilaginales; Ustilaginaceae
Exons: 1
Coding region: 1-1596 (531 amino acids)
Biological process (GO): carboxylic acid metabolic process
Cellular component (GO): cytoplasm
Molecular function (GO): pyridoxal phosphate binding; carboxy-lyase activity
Source: RefSeq, a predicted model, not a curated record